AGAUUUUCCAGCGGAUCCCCCGGUGGCCUCAUGUCGCGCAGUGGAACCGAUCCUCAGCAACGCCAGCAGGCGUCAGAGGCGGACGCCGCAGCAGCAACCUUCCGGGCAAACGACCAUCAGCAUAUCCGCUACAACCCGCUGCAGGAUGAGUGGGUGCUGGUGUCAGCUCACCGCAUGAAGCGGCCCUGGCAGGGUCAAGUGGAGCCCCAGCUUCUGAAGACAGUGCCCCGCCAUGACCCUCUCAACCCUCUGUGUCCUGGGGCCAUCCGAGCCAACGGAGAGGUGAAUCCCCAGUACGAUAGCACCUUCCUGUUUGACAACGACUUCCCAGCUCUGCAGCCUGAUGCCCCCAGUCCAGGACCCAGUGAUCAUCCCCUUUUCCAAGCAAAGUCUGCUCGAGGAGUCUGUAAGGUCAUGUGCUUCCACCCCUGGUCGGAUGUAACGCUGCCACUCAUGUCGGUCCCUGAGAUCCGGGCUGUUGUUGAUGCAUGGGCCUCAGUCACAGAGGAGCUGGGUGCCCAGUACCCUUGGGUGCAGAUCUUUGAAAACAAAGGUGCCAUGAUGGGCUGUUCUAACCCCCACCCCCACUGCCAGGUAUGGGCCAGCAGUUUCCUGCCAGAUAUUGCCCAGCGUGAGGAGCGAUCUCAGCAGGCCUAUAAGAGUCAGCAUGGAGAGCCCCUGCUAAUGGAGUACAGCCGCCAGGAGCUACUCAGGAAGGAACGUCUGGUCCUAACCAGUGAGCACUGGUUAGUACUGGUCCCCUUCUGGGCAACAUGGCCCUACCAGACACUGCUGCUGCCCCGUCGGCAUGUGCGGCGGCUACCUGAGCUGACCCCUGCUGAGCGUGAUGAUCUAGCCUCCAUCAUGAAGAAGCUCUUGACCAAGUAUGACAACCUCUUUGAGACGUCCUUUCCCUACUCCAUGGGCUGGCAUGGGGCUCCCACAGGAUCAGAGGCUGGGGCCAACUGGAACCAUUGGCAGCUGCACGCUCAUUACUACCCUCCGCUCCUGCGCUCUGCCACUGUCCGGAAAUUCAUGGUUGGCUACGAAAUGCUUGCUCAGGCUCAGAGGGACCUCACCCCUGAGCAGGCUGCAGAGAGACUAAGGGCACUUCCUGAGGUUCAUUACCACCUGGGGCAGAAGGACAGGGAGACAGCAACCAUCGCCUGACCACGCCGACCACAGGGCCUUGAAUCCUUUUUUGUUUUCAACAGUCUUGCUGAAUUAAGCAGAAAGGGCCUUGAAUCCUGGCCUGGAAUUUGGGCAGAUAUAGCAUUAAUAAAACUGUGCAUCUCAAACUUUUAUCACAUACUCUAAUAUCAGAGGAGUGUGAACCUUCAGAGAUCUAGGGUUAAAAGCUAAAGGCAUAGCUCCAGCUACAACUUUUCUUUGUCUACAGAUGUGUAAAAUCUUGAUGCAAAAAUCUACCCCAAAUUUCUGAACAAAAUUAAUAUUCAGUAUUAUAUCUAGCCUAUAGAUUCUCUUACUCUUGGUGUAAUGACAGCAUUCCCAGUUUAGGAAACUGUUUUAAAAUCUUGUGUCUUGGUUGUGGCUGAGGCUUUGGGAAGGCCAGAGCCCCCUUUGCCACCACCCCUAGGGUGUCAGCUCCAAGCCUGGGCCUGAGGGUUUGAUGGGGAGCGGGUGAGCUGGAUCCUGAUCCCAGUGGUCAGUGGCCAGAUCCUGGGCUGCUGGCCAGAACCCUGGCUUUGUGAGUGGCUGCAGCUUGGCUCUGCUCCAGCCCACAGGGGCUAAAGGG
This is a messenger RNA of Homo sapiens (human), 1756 nucleotides long. RefSeq names its product galactose-1-phosphate uridylyltransferase (gene GALT). Lineage: Eukaryota; Metazoa; Chordata; Mammalia; Primates; Hominidae. Gene Ontology annotation, molecular function: UDP-glucose:hexose-1-phosphate uridylyltransferase activity; zinc ion binding. The record is from RefSeq and is marked reviewed. The transcript is spliced from 11 exons. The coding region runs from base 31 to 1170 and encodes 379 amino acids. Gene Ontology annotation, biological process: galactose metabolic process.